Messenger RNA from Drosophila innubila, 1713 nucleotides. RefSeq lists its product as uncharacterized. The coding region runs from base 1 to 1713 and encodes 570 amino acids. NCBI's taxonomy places the organism in Eukaryota, Metazoa, Arthropoda, Insecta, Diptera, Drosophilidae. The transcript has 6 exons. The record is from RefSeq and is a predicted model, not a curated record.
AUGUGUCUUGCUUUGGCGCUCGGAAGUGCGGAAAGUGAUGCGGCCAGCGAUAUUUCCAGUCUAAACUAUAAAAAUGAAUAUAACUACAACAACAACUAUAAUGCGAGCAUGAAAGUGUUGCGUUUUCAUGACUUUGAGCCGCGGCAACAAGUUGCGCGACUGUUUGCAGAUGGGGCACGUGAUAAGGAAGCCGGACGUGAGGCACGUGGAUUUCAUUUCGAUGCCACCGGCGAUGAUGUCCAUGUGGAGCUGGAGUUCAUCGUACCAUUCGUCAAGAUACCUGUUAAGCGAAGCAUUAAUUUCGCUCGCGAUGCGGUGAAAAGUGUGUUGAAUCUGCAGAAGGGAGCGUUGCUCAACACGGCGGUUAUCGUGGUUGCUGGUGCCAUUAUAGCGGGCAUAGUGCGUCUGGUGUUGGCCCCCAUAGUGUUCACCUCGAUGGCCAACAAUUAUGCCGGCUACAAUGCCAAGGAAUACGAUGAAUCCGUCAAGAGCAAAAACCACAUCAGUCGAGGAAUGCGCAGUGUAACCCAAGUUUUAGAAUCGCAGCUAGACGAACACAAUAUUGAUGUCUCUGUCUGCGCACAACGCGCCAUCUGCCAGUACUUGCAACACAAUGCGGCACAGUUGCAGCGCCACGAAGCCAGACUGACUUCAUCGAACACUGCCAGACUUAUCAAUACUUUGACCAACUCCCGCUGGACGGACUCGCUUCUCAACGGCACCGCUGUCUUUAAUGCCAUUGAUGUGGCACGCAACAGUCGCAACUGCAACCACAUCUAUCGCAGCUGCAGUUGGCCGCAGCUUCAAGGCGGCGGUUUCCAGAGGUCCUGGCCAAGUGUUUUGCAGUACUUCAAUGGUCCUAUCCACGAUUCAAGACGUCUAGGCGGAAGAAUGAAGCACCUAAGCCUAAUUAAACUGAUCCUUAUCCAGAUCGGUUAUGUUGGGAUUUUGGCAGCUGGUGUAGAGGAGUCGACAACUGACUCUAGAUCUUUCUCAGCUUCGGCAAGGCAGAUCAACAGCAAUCCGGGAUUUAAACUGAUAUCCUUUGAUGCGGUAGAUAAGGACAUUUCCGUUGGACUGGACUAUCUGCUGCCCUUUGUCAAGGUGCCCGUCAAACGCAAACGUAAUGAAAACAAGCCUCUGCUCAUUGUCAAUUCCGCGGCAAUCUUUAGUUGCGGCCUAGUUGCCGCUGCCGGUUUGCUUGCUGGCCAUUUGAUAAGGAGCGUGGGUCUGGAGACCAUUAUACCCGAUGCCAAGUCAGAGGAGCCCGCCAAGCACACAGCGCGUAGUUUACACGAUGAGGAGCAGAGUUUCCUGCAGAUCUUCGAUAACUUUAAGCUUGUUUAUCGCAAUGCAAGUGGCGAGCGUAUGGAGACUGGUCUGCCCAGUCUUAUGAACACCAUUGAGAGCAGCUUUCUGGAUAAGGACAUUGAUCUGAACAGUUGCUUGCUAAAGUCCAUUUGCACCUUUACCCACAAGUCUAUUAAAAAUGUUCGCAGUGGUCAAGCGUCAGAUUUGGAGCUGAUGCUAGACGGUGUCUCCAGUUGGUCCUGGAUGCUGUCCUGGCUCGAACAGUCGGCGCUGCGGAAGGCCAUUGAAGCGGGCAGAGUGACUGCAUCACAUUAUUGCAACGCCAAGUAUCCUCGUUGCAAGUGGACAGAGCCAGAUGAGCAACUUCUUGAUCUUCUGCAUAAUAAUGUGCAAUUUAAUUAA